This is a messenger RNA of Pterocles gutturalis (yellow-throated sandgrouse), 2909 nucleotides long. It is a transcript of the gene CUZD1, whose product is annotated as CUB and zona pellucida-like domains 1. Gene Ontology annotation, cellular component: membrane. The annotation marks the transcript as partial. NCBI's taxonomy places the organism in Eukaryota, Metazoa, Chordata, Aves, Pterocliformes, Pteroclidae. The record is from RefSeq and is a predicted model, not a curated record. The transcript is spliced from 19 exons.
AUACAGCUUCUGGGUCCACUGUUAUCACAGAGGAUAGCGACACUUCAGCUCCUGAAAUCCCAACCACAGGUUAUGGAGCCUCCUCUGGUAGCACAGAUGCCUCCGUUGCUUCCACCGCCAUCACAGAGGAAAGGACAUCAGAAACCCUGACUACGCUGCAGACAGCUUCGGAAAAUACCGCAGAACCAUCCAUCUCACCCAGCCCACCUGCAGGAGAUCUUUAUGAAUACACACUUCAUGACGUUUUUGACUUCAGAGCUUCAACAGGUUCCGCUGUCACAGAAACAGACGUGACCACGUUUGCCCCAGGCACAGACAGUACAGAGCAACCGCCAACUCCAGCAGCACUGUCUGCGCUGAGCGAAGACACCUCCGCUCUGUCCCUGCGCCUGGCCGACGGGGACGGGCAGUGCUCAGGCCGCGUCGAGCUCUAUCACAACGGCAGCUGGGGAACGGUCUGCGACGACGGCUGGGACCUGGCGGCCGCCGAGGUGGUGUGCAGGAGGCUGGGGUGCGGAACAGCUCUGGUGGCUCUGUCAGAAGCCCAGUUCGGUCCAGGCUCUGGGAACAUCUUCCUGGAUGACGUGCAGUGCAGAGGGGAUGAAGACAACCUGUGGGAUUGCUCCCACAGAGGGACUGCUGUCCAUAACUGCCAGCAUAAAGAGGAUGCCAGUGUCAUUUGCACAGAGCCUGUUACCACCCCAGUCACAACAGAGCCCGUUCCAGCCGAAAUGUCCCUGAGGCUGGUGAACGGAGAGGACGCGUGCUCAGGACGCCUCGAAGUCUUUCACAACGGGAGCUGGGCAACCGUCUGCGAUGACGGCUGGGACGUGCAGGACGCCACGGUUGUGUGCAGGCAGCUGGGCUGCGGAGAUGCUGUCUCAGCCAGAACUGAUGCCUUUUUUGGGGAGGGCACAGGAAAUAUUCUCCUGGACAACGUGGUAUGUGGAGGGGACGAGUCCUCCCUGGAGCAGUGCUCUCACAGGGGGCUGGGCACGCACGAUUGCUACCACAAGGAAGACGCUGGUGUCAUCUGUGAAGUCCCUGCAGAGCUCACCACGCCUGAAGCUACAGUCCCAACUGAGUCCACGACGGAUGAAACAUCAGUAACAGACCGUCCUACUCCUGACCCAGCAGACUUUACCACUUUCCUGACCGAGUCCACAACAGCUGAAAAUCCAGGUGUACCUCGCUGCGGUGCUUUGCUUCAUGAGUCCUACAAAGCAUUAAAGAUCGAACUAAAUGCAAAUGCGAGCUGCGUCUGGCAAAUCCAGAGGGAUUCAAACCAAACAAUUAGGCUCAUUUUCUCCUAUUUCAAAUUUGCUCCUUCUUCAAGCUGUGACACAGAAAGUAUCCGAGUAUAUGAUGGUCCCUCAACUAACUCAUCUCUUCUUGGACAAGUAUGUAACAACACCGAUGCCGUCCCCGUACUUGAAUCAUCUUCAGACAGUUUAACUUUCGUCAUAACGACAAACUCCGAGGCUUUCGCCAGAAGCUUCUUUGUCUUCUAUUACUACUUUUCACCAGGAACAAAUAUUGAUAAUUGUGGGGGACAACUAAGUGGCCCCAAUGGGACAUUUACCAGCCCCAACUAUCCAGCACCUUACCCUGAAUUUGCAUACUGCAUCUGGCAAAUACAAGCACCAAAAAACUCCAAGAUCAACUUACAGUUCACGGAUUUUUUCCUGGAGCUAGACAAAAACUGCCAAUUUGACUUCACAGCAGUCUACGACGGCCUCACCACUAACACUAGCUUAAUAGGAAAAGUAUGUGGUCUUGGGCAACCCGCAUUUGAAUCUUCUUCAAACACUUUGACAGUUGUGUUGUCGACAGACUAUGCUAACUCCUACAGAGGAUUUUCUGCGCAGUACACCAGCGUUCCGCUGCCAGGUCCUGAGCCGCCCAACACACACCUUACAUGUUCUUCGGAUACAAUGAACAUUACUCUGAGCAGGUCUUACCUGGCCUCCCUUGGUUAUAACGAAACGCAGCUACGGCCAAUUGAUCCAUCCUGCAGACCAGUGAUAACGGACUCUGUGAUCUUUUCCUUCCCGUUAACCAGCUGUGGAACAAUUAAAAAGGAUGACGGUCACAGCAUCACUUACACCAACAUCAUCUCUCUCUUUGCAACUGGUAACAUUAUCACCCGCCAGAAGAGCUUACACAUUGUUGCAAAAUGCAUAAUGGAAAACAAUUCAACCUUAGAACUCAUUUACAUAACGAAAAAUAAUAUAAUCCGAAACACCACCGCUGUGGGAAGAUACAACGUUAGCAUGUCGUUCUAUGACUCAGAUUCAUUCUCCAACCCUGUGCUUGAGUCCCCAUAUUACGUAGACUUGAACGAAACUCUUUUUGUUCAAGUCAGUCUUCAUUCCACCGACCCAAAUCUUUUGGUGUUUGUUGAUACCUGUGUAGCAUCUCCACGAGCUGAUUUUGGAUCACCAACAUACGACUUGAUCAGAAGCGGCUGCAAUAAAGACGACACUCUCGUAACCUACCCACCAGUUGAACACUAUGGAAGAUUCAAAUUUAAUGCCUUCAGGUUCCUGCGGCACUUUCCAUCAGUGUAUCUCCGGUGUGAUAUUUUAAUUUGUGACAGCAACAACACAAACUCUCGCUGUACCAAAGGCUGUAUCUCCAGACAAAGAAGAGAUAUUUCUUCAUACCUGUGGAAAACUAAUACCGUAAUAGGUCCUAUCCGCCUGAAGAGAGGUCUCAGGGCUGAUGGUCAUUCAGAAUCCCUCACUAAAGCAGCUGCUGAAGAAACCCCGAACCUGCAACAAUACAACUUCUAUACUCUUUCAUUUGUGGUUUUAAUUUCAAAUAUUAUCAUUGUGGUAGCUGUGAUACUGAAAUAUCACAAACGCCCACAAGGGUAUGGCUACCAAAAAAUCCAGAGCUCAUACUAA